CCUGCGUUGACCAAUUAGAACGCUCCCUGAUUGUUUAGCUCCACGGGCUGCAGCGCCGUCCAUGAAUCUCUAUUCAGUGUCUCAAAGCGUCCUGCUGCUGCCUCUCAACCGAAUGGGAUUCCACGUAGGCAUUGAGACAUAAUCUAAAGUUUAGAAAGUAUUUUAAAAGUUUAUUUUUUUUUUGUUAUUAUUAUAAUCACUGGUAGUAUUUUUCAUUAUUAUUGUUUUGCCCGCUGUUAGGUUAUUCUAGUUAGACGUUUUGAGCGUGGAUGCUGUGGAGAGCUAGUGAUGGACCCUGCAUUUUCCAAACGGAACACGGCGCUGAGAUUAGUUGACUUGGCAGGGGCUCACCACCAUCAACAUCAUCACCAUACCCCUGAGAGCAUGACAGGCUUCCCGGGGUUCAGCAGCCAUCCACACUCAAUGGCACACAUGCACCCUGGGGAGAUCAUUUCAGAACCCCGCCUGGGGCCAAGUCCAUUCGGGCCAGAACACAUGGCGCAUUCCUCGGCCCUCAAACUCAGCCCAGCCCAUCAUUAUCCCCACCACCACCACCAUCAUAAUCCUCAUAUGGCAGGCCACAACGAAGUGAUCUCCAGUCAAACGGGAGCUUUUGGCCCUGUGCAGGCUGCAGCGGUCCCAUAUCCCAUGUCUCACACAGCCCAGGCAUUAUCGGCAGGCAGGGAUUUCUUUUUACGCAGAGACCUGACAGCUCCAGCAAUGCCAGGACUUACUGAUCCGGGUACAAGUUCUCAUCACGGAAUGUUUGUCUCAACAACAGGUAGCUACCCUGGACUUCAUCACCCCGAAGCUGGAAACCAUACCCUCUUCUCUGGACUCCACUACGAACAGUCUUCUCACACAGCUCCAGGUGGCCACGCUUUGAAUGGACAAAUAAGGUUAGGGAUACCUGGAGAAAUGUACGCUAGGGCUGAUCAUUUCAGUCAAGUGGCAAGUUCCAGGACUGAUCUGUUCACUGCAUCCCCUCUGCACGGCUAUAGUGGCAUGAAUCUGAAUAUGAAUUUAAGUGGUCACCACCACGGACCCGGCGCUUUUUUUCGUUACAUGAGGCAGCCGAUCAAGCAAGAACUUAUUUGCAAGUGGAUGGAAACAGAACAAGCUCCGAAAAUUCUUUGCUCCAAAACAUACAGCAACAUGCACGACCUGGUAACGCAUGUCACAGUAGAGCACGUUGGGGGACCUGAGCAAGGUAAUCAUAUCUGUUUUUGGGAAGAGUGUCCCAGAGAAGGAAAACCUUUCAAAGCCAAGUAUAAACUUGUAAAUCAUAUCCGAGUACACACCGGCGAGAAACCGUUCCCAUGCCCAUUCCCUGGCUGUGGCAAAGUAUUUGCAAGAUCCGAAAAUCUCAAGAUACACAAAAGGACUCACACAGGAGAAAAACCUUUUAAAUGUGAAUUUGAUGGCUGUGAUAGACGUUUUGCUAACAGCAGUGACAGAAAGAAGCACUCCCACGUGCACACCAGCGAUAAGCCAUAUAACUGCAAAGUGAGAGGCUGUGAUAAAUCCUACACACACCCCAGCUCCCUACGAAAGCACAUGAAGGUGCAUUGCAAGUCUCCACCUCCGAGCUCUGGCUAUGAGUCCUCCACACCUUCUCUGGUUUCUCCCUCCUCGGACUCAGGUCGAGACCCAGCUUCCUCCACUCACUCCGAGCCCCUCUCUUCCUCCCAAGCAGCCAACUUGAGUGAGUGGUACGUGUGUCACAGCACAGGGGCAAGUGGGAUCCCAACCCCUCCCAGCAACUCUUCUUCACCUGACCCUUUGGAUGAGCCUCCAUAUAGAAACUCUGCACACAGGAAUACAUUUUAAGUUAUGUUCUAAGACAACUCCAAUGCAUACGUUUUGCAGAUGCUAAAGAAGUUAUCAGAAACUGUUAACCACUCAAUGCUUUGUCAAAUCUUAUAUACACAGAUAUGAGGUAAUGCACUGGCACAUAAACAAUUGAUAGUAAUAACACAAAAUAAUAAUAGUAUUUAAAAAAACGCUGCCAAAUGAGACAAAGUUGUUUUUUCUUUUAGUUCUGUUUAUUUGGCUAAAUCUCUGUGGACUAAUGUGUAGUGCCGGACACUUUCUAAACUUUUUUUUUUUUUUUUUUUAACUGAAUUAUUGUUUAUUUGAUCAAAUUUAUGUAAAUUCUGUUUUUGCUUUGCCUUUGGUCAUAAUUUAUUUUUCAACUUGACAUACACAAUUUUUUGUAUUAUUGAACCAAAGUGUUUUUGUUUUUUGUUAUUUUCAAUAGAGGAUAUUGUACAUUUGUAAAUGGUGGUGUUCUUAUGUCAAUGUAAAGUGCUAUCUUUUCAGUUGUUUUGGAACAAAUAAAUAUUUUUUAUUGUUUGUUACUGGUUUGUAUAAAAAUUUAAUGAAAUAUGACUUAUUAAUGUUUUUUUUUUCUUCUACUGUGUAUAUAUUUUGCUUUCAGUCUGUAAUAAAUUAAUGGGUACUUGCUAGCCUACACAUUAUGCUUUAUGGUAAUUUACCAUAACAAUUAAUUUACUUUUUUUUUAUUAUUGAAUACUGUUUUUUGUGUGUUUUUGUGUAAAUGUGGGUAAUGAAUUACUUUUUAUUUCUUUUUUUUUUUGCAUAAUUAAGAAUGCAACAAUGUGUAGCUCCGUGCUACAUUGUGAAGUCAAGCUGUUCAACAGAGUUCUGAAUGUGUACCAAACUGCCUUGUAUUUUGUCAGUAUUUUAAAUAAACCGUAUACUAUAGUGAUAGUAUUGUCAAAACGCACAAGAUGUAUCAUGUAAAGUAAAAAUAAAAAUUGUUAUAGAAAAUGUC
Polyodon spathula (Mississippi paddlefish) is the source of this 2797-nucleotide messenger RNA. Its product is annotated as zinc finger protein ZIC 4-like. Gene Ontology annotation, biological process: central nervous system development; regulation of transcription by RNA polymerase II. Lineage: Eukaryota; Metazoa; Chordata; Actinopteri; Acipenseriformes; Polyodontidae. The record is from RefSeq and is a predicted model, not a curated record. The transcript has 2 exons. Gene Ontology annotation, cellular component: nucleus. Gene Ontology annotation, molecular function: RNA polymerase II cis-regulatory region sequence-specific DNA binding; DNA-binding transcription factor activity, RNA polymerase II-specific. The coding region runs from base 289 to 1830 and encodes 513 amino acids.